Messenger RNA from Solanum stenotomum, 2370 nucleotides. RefSeq lists its product as uncharacterized. The record is from RefSeq and is a predicted model, not a curated record. The transcript has 8 exons. Lineage: Eukaryota; Viridiplantae; Streptophyta; Magnoliopsida; Solanales; Solanaceae. The coding region runs from base 78 to 2366 and encodes 762 amino acids.
AGUACACGUAAUUAUUUCACAUCUCAAUAAGUUUACUUUCAAAAACAAGUUCUAAAAAAAAAAAAAAAACUUCAUCAAUGGAAGAAGGAAAGUCGAGAAAGCUAGGUGGUUCUCUGAAAGUCCCUAACGUUCAAGAACUUGCAAAGCAACAACUAGCAGCCGUUCCACCACGAUAUAUACGUGAUGAUAUUGAAAAUCAAUCAUAUUCUUCCAUAGUAAUAUUGCCUCAAGUUCCAGUUAUUGAUAUGAAAAAAUUGCUGGAAAUUGGAGAUAUUGAUGAUGAUUCGGAGCUCGAGAGGCUUCAUCUUGCUUGCAAAGAAUGGGGAUUUUUCCAGUUGGUGAAUCAUGGAGUGAAUUCAUCAUUGAUGAAGAAAGUGAAAUCGGAAAUCAGAGCAUUUUUCGAUCUACCAAUGGAAGAGAAGAAGAAAUUUGAGCAAGAAGAAGGAGAUCUCGAAGGAUACGGGCAAGCUUUUGUUGUAUCUGAAGAACAAAAGUUAGAUUGGGCUGACAUACUUUACAUGAUCACUCUCCCUACUCAUUUGAGAAAACCUCACUUGUUUCCAAAGCUUCCGGCCUCACUCAGGGAUGCAUUGGAACAAUACUCAACAGCACUCAAGCAACUUGCUAUGAAAAUUCUGUACGUAAUGGCAAGAGCUUUAGGGAUGAAAGCAAAGGAUAUGAAUGUACUAUUUGAAGAAGACGGGACACAAAUGAUGAGAAUAAAUUAUUACCCUCCUUGUCCUCAACCAGAGCACGUAAUGGGGUUAUGCCCUCAUACUGAUGCUAUUGGUCUAGCCAUACUCCUUCAAGUUACUGAAACGGAAGGUCUUCAAAUUAAGAAAGAUGGGGCUUGGAUUCCAGUUCCAUAUCUUCCUGAUGCCUUUGUUGUCAACAUUGGAGAUAUUUUAGAGAUUGUGACAAAUGGAAUUUAUAAGAGCACUGAACAUCGAGCAAUUGUGAACGAAGAUAAAGAGAGGAUUUCGAUUGCUACAUUUUUAAGCCCCAAAUUGGAUGGAGAUUUAGGUCCAGCUCCUAGCCUCCUUACUCCUCAAUGCCCUGCAGAAUUUAGGAGGAUUGGAGUGGCUGAUUACUUCAAAGGAUAUUUCUCUCGAGAGCUCGUUGGAAAAUCAUAUGUCGAUUCUAUAAGAAUUAGAAAUGGAGAUGAUGGAAGCAAUGCAACGCACCAUAAAAUCUUACGCAAUAAUCUUUCCAUCCUAGUUAACGAUUUUGCAGGGAAAAAAAUAAAGUUGAUGAUGGAAGAAGCGAGGUCGAGAAAGCUAGGUGGCUCUUUGAAAGUUCCUAACGUUCAGGAGCUGGCAAAACAACAACUAGCAGGUGUUCCACCACGAUAUAUUCGUAAUAAUGACGAAAAUCAAUUGUAUAAUUCUUCCGUAAUAUUGCCUCAUCAAUUAGCUCCAGUUAUUGACAUGAAAAAACUGCUGGAAAAAACUGCUCCAGUUAAAAACGAUGAUACGGAGCUUAACAGGUUUCAUCUUGCUUGCAAAGAAUGGGGAUUUUUCCAGUUGGUGAAUCAUGGAGUGAGUUCAUCAUUGAUGGAGAAAGUGAAGUCAGAAAUCAGAGCAUUUUUCGAUCUACCAAUGGAAGAGAAGAAGAAAUUUGAGCAAGAAGAUGGAGAUGUCGAAGGAUACGGGCAAGCCUUUGUUGUAUCUGAAGAACAAAAGUUAGAUUGGAGUGACAUACUUUACAUGAUCACUCUCCCUACUCAUUUGAGAAAACCUCACUUGUUUCCAAAGCUUCCCACCUCACUCAGGGAUGCAUUGGAACAAUACUCAACAGCACUGAAGGAACUUGCUAUGAAAAUUCUGUACGUAAUGGCAAGCGCUUUAGGGAUGAAAGCAGAGGAACUGAAUGUAUUAUUUGAAAAAGAUGCGACCCAAAUGAUGAGACUAAAUUAUUACCCUCCUUGUCCUCAACCAGACCGCGUACUGGGGUUAUGCAAUCACACUGAUUCUAUUGGUUUAACCAUACUCCUUCAAGUUAGUGAAACUGAAGGUCUUCAAAUUAAGAAAGAUGGAGCUUGGAUUCCGGUUCCAUAUCGUCCUGAUGCCUUUGUUGUUAACAUUGGAGACAUUUUAGAGAUUGUGACAAAUGGAAUUUACAAGAGCAUUGAACAUCGAGCAAUCGUUAAUGAGGACAAGGAGAGGAUCUCUAUUGCUACAUUUUUUAGCCCCAAACUGGAUGGAGAUUUAGGUCCAGCAGCUAGCCUCCUCACUCCUCAAUCCCCUGCACAAUAUAGGAGGAUUGGAGUGGCCGAUUACUUUAAAGGAUAUUUUUCUCGAGAGCUCGUUGGAAAAUCAUACAUAGAUACUCUAAGGAUUGGAAAUGAAGAUGAUGAGAGCAAUUGAUCAA